AUGAGUCGACGAAGAGCACCUGUGAAGAGCGACCGUAUCGAGGAACUCGGCGAUGAGGAGGUCAUCACCCGAGUCGAAACCAACGUGUCUUAUUCCACAACCAUCCCCACCAAGAAGACUGCUUCUUCGAAUACCACAGACAAUGGAUUCUCUCUGUUUGACAUCAUCAGAUCACUGGGCUUUCUGCUCUUUCUGGGUGCCACUCUGAGCUACUACAUUACUGGAACCUGGGCCUGGGGCUACGAGACUCAGCUGACGAACCCUGCGUAUCUUCGACAUUCCUUCAAACACAACAUUUUGGGCGCACCUUACCUGAAUCUUACAGAUGAUCAACUGAGUGUUUACGAUGGAACUAGGGCUGGAGAACCCAUUUAUGUUGGUGUUGGAGGCAAGGUCUACGACGUCUCAGCCAACCCCUUGACCUAUGGACCCGGUGGCCCCUACCACUUCUUUGCUGGACGAGAUGCUGCCCGAGCCUUUUCAACCGGCUGUUUCCAGACUGAUCUGACCUGGGAUGUCCGUGGUCUGGACCCCGACACUGUGGCGAAGGACAUCCGAGGCUGGCAGCGAUUCUUUGAGAAGAACAAAAAGUACUUCUACGUUGGCCAGGUUGUGCAUCCUGAGCCCAGCGGUGAGCCUCCAAAGUUCUGCCAGGGUCAAAAAAUGCCUGGAGGAAGGCAUUAA
This is a messenger RNA of Yarrowia lipolytica CLIB122, 684 nucleotides long. RefSeq lists its product as uncharacterized. Gene Ontology annotation, cellular component: endomembrane system; membrane. The record is from RefSeq and is a predicted model, not a curated record. Lineage: Eukaryota; Fungi; Ascomycota; Dipodascomycetes; Dipodascales.